Messenger RNA from Elgaria multicarinata webbii, 1205 nucleotides. It is a transcript of the gene GDF15, whose product is annotated as growth differentiation factor 15. The record is from RefSeq and is a predicted model, not a curated record. Gene Ontology annotation, cellular component: extracellular region. Bases 1 to 1071 code for a protein of 356 amino acids. Lineage: Eukaryota; Metazoa; Chordata; Lepidosauria; Squamata; Anguidae. The transcript is spliced from 2 exons. Gene Ontology annotation, molecular function: growth factor activity; cytokine activity.
AUGCCAACUUUCUUGAAACACGACGGCAGGCAUUUCUGCACCAGAAUAUCGCUCCUCCUGCUCCUCCUGUCCGGCGCGGAUCUGAGGCCGCACGGCGGACCGCAGGAGUUCCAGAUCGAUGCCGUUAAACAGGACAUUUUGGCGAGGCUGGGCCUGCAGAGACCUCCGACCCUCCUAAAGUCACCGGGGCGAGAGGAGGUCGAAAAGGCACAGCGGCUCUACCAGGACUUGCGGGCGCAACUCCGCAGGAACCAAACCAAGCUGGCGGCGGCCCCGACCGUUCACCUUCUGCGGCCGAAAUUGACGCCUAUGGGCGAAGCCUCCCCUGGAAACCUGCAGGCCAGCGAGGAACGCCUCUACAGGCUGGAGUUCUCCAGGACAGCAGCUCUUCACCAGGAUCUCCACGUCCUCCGGGCUGAGUUGACUCUCUUCAAGCACUUGCUCAGCCUCCCCGGCCUCUCCCGCUUCAACGUGACGUGGCCAGCUCACGUCAAGAUCUACCGACUGGCCGCCGGGGACAGAGCCGCCCCCGAACUGCUGGCUUCCCAGGAGCUCUUGACUGCCUCGCAGACCCUCAGCCUCCAGGACGCCGUGGAGCAGUGGCUAGCGAGCUCCGAGCCCAGGCUCUGUUUGGGACUCUCGUUCUCCGCGGACAUGGGCCCAUUACUGGAGGGGAUGGCGGCUCUGCUGCUGACGGUGGAGACACAGGAACAGGGCCGGACAAGGAAGGCCAGGCAGGUGCAGCAGGAGAACUGUGGGACAGGCGACAAGAAAUGCUGCCUGCGCUCGCUCAGGGUCUCCUUCGAGGCCAUCGGCUGGGACAACUGGGUGGUGGCCCCACGGAGCUACUCCAUGUACUUCUGCGAGGGCUCGUGCCCACACAACUACAAGCCAGCCAGCAUGCAUGCCCAGAUCAAGGCUCGGUUGCACAUCCUCUCCGGGGAGACCCCGGCCCCCUGCUGUGUCCCCGCUGCUUACGAGCCCAUGGUGAUCAUGCAUUACGACAGCGAUGGGAACGUGACUGCUCAGCUCUUUGAUAACAUGAUAGUCACGCGGUGUCACUGUGCAUGACGUUCCACGGCCAUUGUUCAUGGCCCAAUCAGCUCAACUUCUCCUUGGGGUACCAUGGCACGUCAUCCUAACCUAUCAGGGUUCCGUUUUCAUUCAAACUAGGCUAGCUCUUCCUGGCACAUCGUCCCAACCUA